This is a messenger RNA of Photinus pyralis (common eastern firefly), 1228 nucleotides long. Its product is annotated as phospholipase A1-like. Gene Ontology annotation, biological process: lipid metabolic process. Lineage: Eukaryota; Metazoa; Arthropoda; Insecta; Coleoptera; Lampyridae. The transcript has 3 exons. The record is from RefSeq and is a predicted model, not a curated record. Gene Ontology annotation, molecular function: lipase activity. The coding region runs from base 16 to 1056 and encodes 346 amino acids.
ACUGAGCGCGCCAAGAUGAAGGUACUACUUGUGUUCCUAACAUUUACAAUUUUAGGAUUUGCUUCGCGUUCUAAUGGUUUUCGUUCAAGCAGAAGAUAUGUUCCCAACGAAAACGAUCCCUACCGUUUUAAAGAAAUAGCAUUCGAGGACGAUAUAGGAAAAUUACAUUUUGAAAACUUAAGCGUGGAGCAUCUUCAAGAGAGGUCUAUUACACCAGGAGAUGUUACAUUACAUUUGUUUACCCGAAAACAUCCUAAAACCAGCGUAGCAGUGCCAAUAAAUAAAGCAGGAGAUUUGUUAAGACAUAACCAGUCCUUCAACGCUUCAGCUCUCAACUACUUCAUUAUACAUGGAUGGAGGAACAACUAUAAAAGUAACGUAAAUGUGGUUAUCACCGAGGCAAUUCUAAACAAUUACGAUGUUAACGUCUUUGUGGUCGACUGGAGCACAUAUGCAUUUAAAUUUUAUACAACAUCUAAGGCAGCUGUGCCACAAAUUGGACUGUUUCUGGCAAAUUUUAUCAGUGACUUACUUAAAGAAUACCAGAUACCUCAUACACAGUUUGUGUUAGUUGGCCACAGUCUUGGUGCGCAUAUAGCUGGUUGUACUGGAUCCGCUUUAAGCGGCCAAAUCGACCACAUAAUUGGAUUAGACCCAGCAGGGCCGUUAUUUUCUUUAAACCAACUUGAUAAUCGAUUAGAUGAGACUGAUGCCAAAUUUGUUCAAGUUGUUCAUACAAACGGAUACCUGCUAGGUUUUAGUAGUGCCAUCGGUCACGCAGACUAUUAUCCUAAUGAUGGCAAUAGGCAGCCCGGUUGUGGAAUUGAUCUAUUUGGCAAAUGCGCUCAUUCUCGAGCUUACUACUAUUACGCGGAAUCAAUAUGGCAAGGUGGAUUUGAAGCGGAAAAAUGUCUCACAUAUGAUGAAUUUAUGAACUCAAACUGUAUAACGCACAAAAAAUCCUUCCUUGGGACGUUUUUUAUUGAUAAAAGUGCGUACGGUGAUUAUUAUUUAGAUACGAAUAGAGAAGCGCCUUUUGCAUUGGGAACUAGAUGAUCUGUGGAUAUACUCCUAUGCUCACAACGUCGCGUCAAAUGAGUUGAAGCAAAAUACCUACGUGUACCGCAUCAACAGUAUUGCAAGCCCAGGCAGAAUAUCCGUAAAGAUAUUAAAAUUUCAACACAGUGCUGUAGGUUAAAAUAAAGGAUUUGAUUUUCGUACUUCGAUA